UCUCCGCUCCGCGAUUGCGACGGAGACGCGGCGGAUUCGGCGCUGCACCGCGAACGUCACGAAUUCGCUCGCGCGCGCAUGCACGCUCGUUCGCUCGCUCGCUCGCUCGCUCGGAUCACUCGCUCGGCUCACUCGCUCGGCUCACUGACGGUCAGUCAGUCGGUCAGGCAACAAAGGCAGCCGCGGGAGCGCCAGUCAACAAUCGAACACGCGGCAGCGAGCACCGUCGAAAUGGAGAUGCGUAUCGACGGUCGGCCGAUGACGACGACGACGACAACGACAACGACGACUUCGACGCCGACGCCGACGCUGACGACGACGACGAUUACCCCGUCCAUAGCCGAUGAUGACGAUGAGCAUCACCGAGGGAUGACGUUCGCUGUCACGUGGAAGCGCUGCAAGGAGUUGUUGCUCGACUUUCACUUCAACUCCGACCGGAUAUUCCAUCGGAUCGGACUUAGUAUAGCCACAAAACCAUGGCUUUGGUUAAUAAUUUCCUUGUGUCUAAACCUCAUUUUUGGUUUCGGAUUGUUGCUAUGGAAGGAGGAAAUCGACGAAGUCGAACUAUACAUGCCAAUAGAUUCUACAUUUCGCAAGGACGCUGCCUGGGUGAAGGAACACUUUCGAGACGAUCUCAGGCACGAAAGUGUCAUCAUCACUGCUCCCAACGUACUGGAUCCCGAAGUGCUGCGAUCGAUCAGAGAUAUUGAAAGAGAUGUGAAGAAUAUAAUAGUAAAUAAUAAUACUUGGGAAGAUGUGUGCGCUGGCUACUUUACGUGGUUCCAAGAGGAUGACAAAUGGGAAACUAUGAAUAAAACUGAGUUCCCCGAGGAAUAUUUACCUAUUAUAAACGAUACGAUGGCGAAAGAACCUUGUAUCCAUAAAUCGCUCCUGAAGAUAUGGCAAAAGCACGGUAUCGAUAAAUUAACAAAAGCAAGGAUAUUAAAAGAUGUUACUACAACUUUGAAAAAUACAAAUACCAAAAAUACACUGGCCGAUAUCGAGCCGUUAUUAGGAGGUAUCGAGUAUGACGAGAAUGGGAGAGUGAAGAAUGCAAAAGCGACAAUUUUAUACUGGAUACUAAAGAAAUCUAAUCCACAAUCGCCGGAAUGGGAGGUCGAGUUUAUUGAGAGGGUACUACACUCGAAUCGCAUUUUGCCACCAGGCAUGGAGAUCUAUGCGAUGACAUUGCGCAGCUACCAAGAUAUGUUACACGAAGUGGUCAACAGCAACAUGACUGUGUUGUUCUGUGGCAUGUCAUUGAUCACAAUCUACGUGAUUGUAAUGAUCGGCCGGUGCAAUGCGAUGCAGCAACGAAUAUACUUGUCUCUCAUGGGCAUUUCCGUGGUCGGUCAAGCUCUCCUAUCAUCCUAUGGGGUGUGCUAUUACAUGGGAUUUUUUUACGGACCAGUGCAUCCGAUUUUACCAUUCCUGCUACUUGGUAUCGGUGUCGACGACAUGUUCGUCAUCAUGCAAAGUCUUGAAACUUUAUCAGAAGCGGACAAAUCCUUAAACAUCCCUGACCGUAUAGCGAAGUCCAUUCAAGUAUCAGGUAUGUCCAUCACUGUGACAUCGUUCACCAACAUGGUGGCCUUCGCCAUCGGCAUGACGACGGUGAUGCCAUUCUUAAAAUCCUUCUGUAUGUUCGCCGCAAUGGGUAUACUGUUUCUCUACAUCUACGAGAUCACAUUCUUCGUCAGCUGUCUGGUAUAUGACGAAAGACGAUUAGCAGCGAAGAAGGAGGGCUGCUGUUGUCAGCCGCGACCUAAUUGGCGAUCGAAUAAGUGUAGCAAUCAAAAUUUUCAGCGACUCGUUUUUGAGAAAUACGUCGGGCCUUUCGUGAUGAGAACACCAAUAAAGAUAAUUAUUUUGUUAGUUACCGUUAUCUUACUGUGUGUUAACAUAUGGGCGAUAUUUCAUUUGAAUCAGAAUUUUGAUCCGCUUGUAUAUCUAAAUCAAGAAUCUUAUCCUAUACGAUUUAACAACAAAUUGAAGGAACAUUUUCCCAAAUAUGGCAAGAAUGUCAACAUAUAUAUGACAGGCGUGGACUAUUAUGAGGAUCGCCAGGCACUAUCCCAACUAGUAGAUAAUCUCAAGCAAAAUCCGUAUAUUAAUAAUCGCACUUUGGACCCAUGGUUUAUGGCAUAUGAGAAAUGGCUGAACACUACUGGCAAAGCACAUUAUAUUGAGGAUAAAGAUGAAUAUUACAACAUACUGACGGAAUACCUCCUGUUCACGGUGAAGGGCCAAGCAUAUAUCCAGAAUAUGAAAUUCGAUAAAUUACCUUUUAAUGAUUACAAUAUCACGACGUCGCAGAUUGCAAUACAACACAUUCCCGUGACUACAUCAUCUGAUCAAAUACGGGCUAUGCAAUCGAUUAGGGAUAAUGUGAAGUCGGUGAAUUUUACUCGAGGGUACGAUCACAUAGCGAUUUAUUCAUUAGAUUAUAUAUCAUGGGCAUCGAACAAGAUCAUUGGCGAAGAAUUGAUCAGAAACUUGAGCCUAGAGAUUAUGGCAGUAGGAAUAGUAACUUUGGUGCUACUUAGAAAUCUAAUCGCAUCGUUUUGGGUUAUGUGCUGCGUGCUGUUCACGCUCGUCAAUCUUCUAGGCUCAAUGUAUUUCUUAGGGCUGACUAUUGAAAUCUCAUCGACUAUUAUGAUCUUAUUGUGUGCUGGAUUAGCAGUCGAUUAUGCCGCACACAUUGGAUUGGAAUUUAUACGCUCAAGUGGCAAUAAGCAAGAACGAGCAUUAACAACACUCAGCGUUAUUGGACCGGCAGUGUUUAAUGGUGGCCUGAGCACAUUCCUCGCCUUCGUCCUAUUAAGUUUUAGUCAAGCUUACGUUUUCAUAACUUUCUUUAGGUUGUUUACAUCUGUAGUACUAUUUGGUUUGUUUCAUGGGUUGCUAUUUUUGCCGGUGAUAUUAAGUUUAGCGGGACCUGGUGAAAGAAGACAAGACAGCCCAGAAAAAAGUCAGGAUAUACAUCACAACGGUUACUAUACCGUCCAUCUGCCCCAAAAUGGGAAAGGUAAUAUUUUUAAAAUUUCACUAUGUUACAAAACGCAGUUUUCUCGAGACAAAAACAGAUUAAUUUUAUUUUUUUUCUUGUAGAUACAGAAGAUGCGCUUGCUAAAUGAAUUUAGCAAUGCUUCAAAAGGCUGCUUAGGUAAAAAUAUUUUGUAGAUAAUUGUAGCACUGAUAUUUGUAUGAUUGUGGAACGAAUGUGCGCAUAUUACAUUGCAACAAUGUAUGCGCCUAUAUGUCUCUCUUUUUGUCUCUAUGUCUUUCCAUUCUUUUAUAUAUAUACAAUAUAUAUAUAUAUAUAUAUACAAAACAAAA
Messenger RNA from Pogonomyrmex barbatus (red harvester ant), 3339 nucleotides. RefSeq names its product patched domain-containing protein 3. Gene Ontology annotation, cellular component: membrane. The record is from RefSeq and is a predicted model, not a curated record. Lineage: Eukaryota; Metazoa; Arthropoda; Insecta; Hymenoptera; Formicidae.